Pistacia vera is the source of this 705-nucleotide messenger RNA. RefSeq names its product mavicyanin-like. NCBI's taxonomy places the organism in Eukaryota, Viridiplantae, Streptophyta, Magnoliopsida, Sapindales, Anacardiaceae. Gene Ontology annotation, molecular function: electron transfer activity. The coding region runs from base 124 to 687 and encodes 187 amino acids. Gene Ontology annotation, cellular component: plasma membrane. The record is from RefSeq and is a predicted model, not a curated record. The transcript has 2 exons.
CAAAAUAAAGUCCAGAAAUGAUAUUCCAACGGCCAAAUCCAAACCAGUGAGUUGAAACGGUUUAUAAAAGCUUACACAUAAAAGCUCCCUCAAUUCUCACAAGCUGAUCACUGAAUUUUAGACAUGGCCUUGGAGAAGAGAUCUCUGCCUCUGGUUGUUAUGCUUACCUUGUUUUUGUUGAAGGUUUCCAAUGCAGCUGUGUACAAAGUUGGAGACUCCGGUGGCUGGACCACCAUUGGCAAUAUUGAUUACAAGCAAUGGGCUGCUACCAAAACCUUUCAACUUGGUGACACUAUCCUUUUCGAGUACAAUUCUCAGUUUCACAAUGUGAUGCAAGUGACUCAUGCUAUGUACAGAGCAUGCAAUGCUUCAGCCCCUUUGGCCACUUACACUACUGGCAAUGACUCCAUCAUAAUUAAAACUAAAGGGCACCACUUCUUCUUCUGUGGCGUCCCGGGACACUGCCAAGCUGGACAAAAGGUUGACAUUAACGUGCUUCGCACCAGUGAUCAACCGGCUGCAGCUCCUUCGGCUGCAGUGUCCUCUCCUCCUUCCGUCCCUGCAGCAAAAGUUCCAGGGCCUUCUCCGAAUAAUGCUGUCUCAUUGAAAACUUUGACAUCUCUUCUUGGUAAGUUCGCCUUGACAAUGGUAGUAGUUUUGCUAUUUUUGUCUUCAGGCCUUAGUUAGCGUAGCUUGUGAGCUAUU